Molecule: messenger RNA, 948 nt
Organism: Pelodiscus sinensis (Chinese soft-shelled turtle)
Lineage: Eukaryota; Metazoa; Chordata; Testudines; Trionychidae
Source: RefSeq, a predicted model, not a curated record
AUGGAUGCCGACUGGAGCAAUACAACAGCCAUACAAUUCAUUCUCCUGGGAUUCGGGAGUCUGUCGGAACUGAAAAUUCUUCUCUUCCUGCUCUUCUCAGUGAUCUACAUUGUGACCAUGGCUGGGAACACCCUCAUCAUAGUGCUGGUUGUAAUCGAUCGGCGCCUUCACACCCCUAUGUACUACUUCCUGGGGAACCUGUCCUGCCUGGAGAUCUGCUACAGCUCGACCAUCCUGCCCUGGCUGCUGGCCGGGCUCCUGACGGGGGACAGAAGCAUCUCCUUCAGAGGCUGCAUGGUGCAAUUUUACAGUUUUGGAGCCCUUGUCACUACGGAGUGUUUUCUCUUAUCUGUGAUGUCCUACGAUCGGUACUUAGCGAUAUGCCAACCCCUGCACUACGCAGCCCGCAUGAACGGACGAUUCUGCACCCAGCUGGUGGCCGGGUCUUGGAUCAAUGGCUUUUUGGCUAUUAGCAUGACCACCUCUUUAAUGUCACAAUUGACUUUCUGUAGCUCCGGGAACAUUGACCACUUCUUCUGUGAUUUCGCCCCCAUGGUAAAACUCUCCUGCAGCGACACCCGCCUGAUAGAAUUUUGGGUGGCUUUCCUGUCAGCUGUUUGCUCCCUGCCUCCAUUUCUACUCACUGUAACGUCCUACGUGUGUAUCAUCAGCACCAUCCUGAGAAUCCCUUCCAGCACGGGGAGGCAAAAGGCCUUUUCCACCUGCUCCUCCCACCUCACUGUGGUGACCGUUUUCUAUGGGACCCUGAUCGUUGUUUAUCUUCUGCCCAAAACAAUGCUACUCCGAGACCUGAACAAAGUGUUCUCUCUCUUCUACACAGUCCUGACACCUCUGGUCAACCCCCUCGUCUACAGCCUGAGAAACACAGAGGUCAAAAAGGCCCUAAGAAAAGCAAUCAGUAAAUGCAUGGAUUUCACAGCGAUUUAG